AUGCCCCCUGGCCUGCCAUCGAAGCCACCAGCCUACAUGGUGAACAACGAGGGAAACACUUUUGGUGCUGCACCAGAUAAAGGUGUCUUGAACGGACCUGUGACCUCCGUCUUCAAUGAUUUGAACAGCACGAUUAGCAACCACACAGAUACACUGGAUCAUACCCUGGAUAGCAUAUUGCGUCGCCGUGCUUCCGGAUACUGGUUGGCAGAACUUGGUGAUCAGGGACAGGUUUGGAUCCCAGUCCAAACGAUACAGCACAGUAUACUGACUCUUCNNCAGAUGCCAUUCGCACCUUCGGGCUAUAAGUUCUUCCGCGACGUGACAGAAUACGGAGCGGUCGGUGAUGGCAUCACUGAUGAUACUGCUGCCAUCAACCGAGCUAUUAGCGACGGCGACCGCUGUGGCGAGGAAUGUGGUUCUACCAGUGCUUUGGGAGCCUUGGUCUAUUUCCCCCCUGGCACGUACAUGGUGACCACACCCAUCAUCCAGUUAGUCGUACACCGCAAACUUUGGCUGCUCUUACUGACUCGAGACGAGANNUAUUACUACACCCAGUUCGUUGGUCAUCCUCAAGACCCUCCAACGAUCAAGGGCUCUUCCAACUUCUCAGGGAUUGCUUUAAUUGAUACGGACGUUUACAUUCCCAAGGGUAACGGAAAUGAAUGGUACAUUAAUCAGAACCAGUUUUAUCGACAGAUUCGCAACUUCAUCAUCGAUCUGACUCAAAUGCCAAACAAUAUCACUCAAGGAGACCAGACUUAUGUUCCAUGCGGCAUUCACUGGCAGGUGGCUCAAGCGACUUCGCUUCAAAACAUCGUCUUCAACAUGCCCGUCUCCGGACAAGUCGUGAAUUCUGGUAAUGAAGGUACAAAGGCUGUUGGUAUUUUCCAGGAGAAUGGGUCCGGUGGCUUCGUCAGCGAUCUCACCUUCAAUUAUGGAAACAUCGGGUACCGUGCUGGAUCCCAACAGAUGACCGCACGCAACCUUGUUUUCAACAGCUGUCUCACCGCGGUCUCCUCCAUCUGGAACUGGGGAUUUACCUGGCAAGGCAUCACCGUCAACAACUGCUACCAAGCCCUGGACUGCUCCAACUUUGGCGGAAUCGAUGGCCAGGGGACUGGCUCAAUGUCUAUCAUCGACUCUCAUUUCAACAGUGUUCCGUACGCGAUUCCGCUGACUGCUGGCGGGCCAUACCCGGCAUUAUACCUCGACAAUUUGCUCGUUGAUGGUCCAAACUCUCAUCAGAUUGUGUUCUACUCAGGCCACGCCGAUUCACUCUUGGAAGUCAAACAGGGCGAUUCGUUGACAGUAAAUGGUUGGGCAAUGGGACAUCGUUACCAGAAUAUUGACGGCACAGGCGAGAAUACCCACGGAUACAUCAACCCGGUUCCUAAGCGUCCCGCAUCAUUGAAUUCCGUUAACAAGCUGUUCUCUGUUUCGAGACCUCAGUACGGAUCCUUAGGAUCCGGCGAUGUCGUCAACGUGCUGAACCAUGGUGUUUCCAACGACGCGACGGGUGAUCAGACAUCUGCCAUCAACUCUGUUCUUGCGAGUUCAGUCGGCUCUGUUGUCUUUUUCCCUGCAGGCGUUUACACGGUCAAAGGCACUGUAAAUGUUCCUGUCGGCUCCAAGAUUGUUGGUUCGGCUUGGUCGCAGAUCAUGGCGACUGGUUCAUACUUUGAGGAUGAGUCAAAACCCCAAGUCAUGGUUCGUGUGGGCAAGUCUGGAGACUCGGGUAGCGUUGAGCUUUCUGAUAUGCUUUUUACUGUCCAAGGCGCCACAGCUGGAGCAAUCCUGGUUGAGUGGAACGUCAAAGCCUCUAAACAAGGCUCUGGUAAGUGA
Aureobasidium uvarum is the source of this 1845-nucleotide messenger RNA. The record is from the annotation of a GenBank genome assembly. NCBI's taxonomy places the organism in Eukaryota, Fungi, Ascomycota, Dothideomycetes, Dothideales, Saccotheciaceae.